Molecule: messenger RNA, 861 nt
Organism: Chlorella variabilis
Lineage: Eukaryota; Viridiplantae; Chlorophyta; Trebouxiophyceae; Chlorellales; Chlorellaceae
Exons: 6
Cellular component (GO): mitochondrion
Molecular function (GO): GTPase activity; GTP binding; magnesium ion binding
Source: RefSeq, a predicted model, not a curated record
AUGCCGCCAACCGCACGCAACUACUCCCGCACCUGCAAUUCUACCCGGGGUGCUCCAGGGCGGCGUGCCACGGCCGAUGGGGGCAGCGGAGGCGACGGAGGCAACGUGGUGGUGCGCGCAGUGGCCAACAUGAAGAGCCUGGCGGGCGUGCGCCAGCUGUACAAGGCCCCGCCCGGGCUACACGGCACGAAGCAGCGGCAGCACGGCCGCGCAGGCAGGGACGCGGUGGUGCUGGUGCCGGUGGGCACCGUGCAGGACCCGCAGCAGCAGUACCAGCUGCUGGCAGACCUGGUGGAGGACGGGCAGGAGGUGGUGGCGGCCCGGGGCGGCCGCGGCGGGCGCGGCAACGCCGGCCUCAAGGCCACGCCUAGCCGCCCUGCUCCUGCCGAGCCGGGGCAGGGUCUCCCCGGGGAGGAAGUCCGCCUGCUGCUGGAGCUGAAGCUUCUGGCGGAUGUGGGUCUGGUGGGCCUGCCCAGCGCGGGCAAGUCCACGCUGCUGCGUGGCCUGACGGCGGCGACGCCGCGCGUGGGAGACUACGCCUUCACCACGCUGUCGCCGCAACUGGGGGUGUGGACGGCGCCCGACCCAGCAGAGGAGCCCAUAGUGGUAGCAGACAUCCCGGGGCUGAUAGAAGGGGCACACCAGAACCGCGGGCUAGGCCAUAGCUUCCUGCGCCACAUCGAGCGCACCAAGGUCAUCGCCUAUGUGCUGGACUGCCAGUCCGGCAACGGAAGUGAGUCACUGGACACCCUGCAGCGCGAGCUGGCCGCCUAUGCCCCCCACCUCUCCCGCCUGCCCGCCCUGGUGCUGGCCAACAAGCUGGACGCGGUGCGCUCGCCGAUGAAAACGCUGGAAGCGCUG